GUGGGAGUGAAGCGCCUCCUGUGUUAUUUCCCCUCCUCUCCAUCCUUUUACGCCGAACCAGAACCAUUCAUCUCUCCCCUCCUUCAGGCUUCACAUCCGGGUCAUCCGCCAGUAUCUGUCUCUUGCGUCUGUGUGUCUGACAGUGUAAUAAUUAUUUCAUCCGUGCUACAGCCGUGCUGUACCGCAGCCCUCUGCCCGACUGCGCGGCUCGCCGAGCGGACACUGCGCCUGGCGUGCACCGGUGAUGAUGAUGGAGCCACGGGCGAUGUAAAGCUGCAGCCGCUCGCACAAAGGCAGGGAUGAGACGGUAGGAGGCUUUUGUAUGGGCCAGCCCGCGGUGAUAAACUCGCCCUAACGAUGUCUAAGAGCCUCAAGAAGAAAAACCACUGGACCAACAAAGUCCACGAAGCGGUGAUAACCCGGGGGAAGGAAGGGGAGCUGGGGUUCGAGCUGAAGGGAGGCGCGGAAAACGGCCAGUUCCCAUACUUCGGUGAGGUGAAGCAGGGGAAGGGACUGAUCCAGAGCGGCAAACUGGCCCAGGAUGAGCUGCUACUGGAGGUCAACGACAUGCCAGUGGCCGGGCUCACCACCCGGGACGUGCUGGCCGUGAUCAAACACUGCAAAGACCCGGUCCGCUUCAAAUGUGUCAAACAAGGGGGGGUGGUUGACAAGGAUUUGCGGCACUACCUCAACCUGCGCUUCUCCAAGGGCUCAGUGGACCACGACCACCAGCAGAUCAUCAGAGACAACCUCUACCUCCGCACUGUUCCCUGUACAACCAGGCAGCCUAAGGAGGGGGAGGUGCCAGGGGUGGACUACAAUUUUGUGAGCGUGGAGCGUUUUAUGGAACUGGAGCAAAGUGGAGCCCUGUUAGAGAGUGGAACCUAUGAAGAUAACUUCUACGGUACGCCCAAACCUCCAGCGGAGCCGUCCCCCGCAGCCCCUCCUCUGAAUGUGAGUGAAGCCCUGCUGCCCGGAGCCCGGCCCAGUGCCCAGGGCAAGAGGAAGAGGAACCAGUCCGUCAGCAACAUGGAGCAGCGUGCCAGCCUCGAGCCGCCCGAGGAGGAGGAAGAGGAGAGCCCAGUGGUCAAUGGAAAUGGAGUGGCCAUCACACCAGAGUCCAGUGAACAUGAGGACAAGAGCACAGAUGCCUCUGGGGAGGUUGCUGUUGAAGUGUCCAGCCAGGCCCCAGCCUCUGUUGAGCCCACCACCGAAGGAGAGGAGCCCCCGAAAUCUCCCUCUAAAUCCCCCACCAAAGUCCCAGAUGUAGAUGAGGAAGAGCUGGGCCCUUUGCCUGACAACUGGGAGAUGGCCUACACUGAAAAGGGGGAGGUCUAUUUCAUAGAUCACAACACCAAAACUACAUCAUGGCUCGAUCCUCGACUUGCAAAGAAAGCGAAGCCGCCAGAGGAAUGCCGAGAAGACGAGCUGCCCUAUGGCUGGGAGAAGAUAGAUGACCCCAUCUACGGCAGCUACUAUGUAGAUCACAUCAAUCGAAGGACUCAGUUUGAGAACCCGGUCCUGGAAGCGAAGAGACGUCUGGAGCAGCAGCGGCAGAUGCAGAGCCAGGGACUCUCGGCUCUGCCACUACCCACUAUAUACAGAGAGAAGCCAUUGUUUACGCGGGACCCGACCCAGUUAAAGGGCAACUUCCUGUCAACAGCCCUGCAAAAGAGCAACAUGGGCUUUGGUUUCACGAUCAUAGGAGGCGACGAGCCCGAUGAGUUUCUGCAAGUGAAGAGUGUGAUACCGGAUGGACCCGCCGCUCAGGACGGAAAGAUGGACACAGGUGACGUUAUCGUCUAUAUCAACGACAUCUGUGUGCUCGGCACCACACACGCUGACGUAGUGAAGCUGUUUCAGUCCGUACCCAUUGGUCAGAGUGUGACCCUGGUGCUGUGUCGAGGCUACCCUCUGCCCUUUGACCCUGAGGAUCCGAGUGGGGCGGCGAGCACCUCUCUGACACCUAUCGGCUUGGAGCACCGCCCCUUGGUUGUGAACGGCCGCAGCAGCUAUGACCCAUACCUGGAGUAUCUGUCUCUGAGCUCCCAGCUGCCCCCUCAGGCUCUGGCCCAGGCUGGAGCCCCUCACCCCGGAGACACGCAUCUGGACGGCUCAUCUUUACCACCCACCACACCUGGGUCAGCCUCGGCGCUUACACCUCAUGAGGACAACGUGUCCAUGGCUUCUUCUGGGACUGCAGCUGUUGCCGGGGUAACAGCACAAGCAGCAGAGCUGCUGACAGUUACCAUGGUGAAAGGGGCGGAAGGAUUUGGGUUCACUAUUGCCGACAGUCCCACUGGGCAGCGAGUGAAACAGGUGCUGGAUCCAGGUUCACAGGGAGCCUCAGGGCUGAUAGAAGGAGACCUGAUCCUGGAGGUCAACCAGCAGCCGGUUGCUGCAGCCGGACAUGGACGCGUGGUGGAGAUGCUCAAAGAAUGUCCUGUGGGGGCUGAGGCUACGCUGCUCAUACAGAGAGGAGGAACAGGUCACAUCUCUCCAUGGAAGGCAUCCAAACAGUUGCCAGACCAGUGGGACCAACAUGGAAGCCCUCAGACAAACCUGUCUGGUCCGGUUCUGCCACCCGGCACACCGUUCCCAAACCAGCCACAGCACCGCACGUCUGUGCCCGACUCCACUGAGGGCUUCGAUCUUAACAAGCCUGAUCCGUAUGACCUUUACGAAAAGUCGAGGGCUAUUUAUGAAAGCAGACGUCCAGAGUAUGAAGAGGUGGAGGUGCACCUCCUGAGAGAGAAGACUGGAUUUGGCUUCCGCAUCCUGGGGGGAGACGAGGCCGUGCAGGCUGUGAGUCCGGACGCCCGUGACAAGAUUGUUAUUGGCGCUAUAAUAGAGAACACUCCCGCUGAGCGUGACGGGCGGCUUCGACCUGGGGAUGAGCUCAUUUCUGUGGAUAAAAAUGUGGUUGCUGGGAAACCGCACAAAUACGUAAUAGACUUGAUGCACGCUGCUGCUCGAAAUGGUCAAGUCAGCUUGACUGUGAGAAGGAGAGUGCAAAUGCCUGGUGAACCGUGUCCUGUGAACGGACGCAGCCCGGGAUCGGUGUCCACACAACACAGCUCUCCACGUAGCGAUGCAGCCUCAGCUUCAGGCCCUCAGGCGGUGGCCAUCCCAUCCGCCACCUCUCCUCCUGAGGCAUCCACCCUGCAGACCAGUGAUGUGGUCAUUCACCGCAAAGAGAACGAGGGCUUUGGAUUUGUCAUCAUCAGCUCCUUGAACAGACCAGAGAACGCCACCGUCAUCACUGUGCCCCAUAAAAUAGGACGGAUAAUCGAGGGCAGCCCUGCAGACCGUUGUGGGAAGCUGAAGGUGGGCGACCGCAUUUUGGCUGUAAAUGGACAGUCCAUCAUCAGCAUGCCACAUGCAGACAUUGUCAAGCUCAUUAAAGAUGCUGGGCUAACAGUUACACUGCACAUCAUACCCGAGGAGGGUUCUCAUUCUGGGCCAAGCUCAGAGAAGCAGAGCCCCAUGACCCAGAAACACAGCCCCCAGACCCAGCCCAGCCCUGUAGCCCAGCCAAGCCAAGGAGCCAUCCAGCCCGGCCAAACAGCUCCUCAGCCAGGCCAAAUGGCUUCUCAGACAGGCCAAACACCUACCCAGCCCAGCCAGACACCAGCUCAGCCCAGCCAAGUGUCAGGCCCUCCUGCACCAGCAGCCUCUCAGCCUGCACCAGCUGGAACCCAACAGAGCCCCAUCACCCAGGCAUCUGGCCCCCCUCCACAGCUCUACCUCCAUGAUGGCAGGUCAGAGGUUAAAGCAAGACAGGAUGUCAAACCUGACUUCCGCCAUCCGCCAUUUACUGAUUACAGGCAACCCCCAGUAGACUAUCGCCACCCACCGGUGACUGAUUAUCGACAGCCCCCAACGCUGGACUACCGACACCCACCUGGUCUGCUGGACUUUAGGCAGCACCCUGCAGCUGCACAGUUUCCUUUGGGGAUCCCUGCAGACUUUAGACCACAGGACUUCGACUACUUCACAGUGGAGCUGGAGAAAAGUGCAAAGGGUUUCGGCUUCAGCAUUCGAGGAGGUAGAGAGUACAAGAUGGACCUAUUUGUGCUACGCCUUGCAGAGGACGGUCCUGCUAUACGCAAUGGAAGGAUGAGGGUAGGGGAUCAGAUCAUAGAGAUAAACGGGGACAGCACACGGGACAUGACUCACGCCCGCGCUAUCGAACUCAUCAAGGCGGGAGGCCGUCGGGUCAGGCUGCUGCUAAAGAGAGGCACAGGACAGGUGCCAGAAUAUGACUGUGCCAGCCCCUGGGAUUCCCUUUCUUCAACCAACUCUGCCCUGCAGGAAGUGACCCUCGAACCCCACCCGAAUCCAUUGCUCUCAUCCCAUACAGCCUCUGUCCCAGACUCCCCUCAUCAGCUCCCUCUAGAGGCCACAGUGUGCAUGGCAGACAAACCUCCACAGCUGACAGACCACAGCUCCAUUAGAGGGGCUUCAGGUGGCAGGUCCACCCAGCAGAAGAGCAUCAUCAGGGGACAGGGAACCCCACAGGGGUCUGGAGAGGCGGACUGUGGACCAAGUGACAGACAGCCUCGGGUUUUACCUCCUAAAGCUGUCCAUGGGAGGUCUGCUGAGAGAAGAGACAGGCAGAGGGAGACUUGCUCCCCCUGCUGUGAGAGAAAGGGCCUGCACACACCGGCAGUGAGCACUGUCUGGCCCUGGGACCCAUAUGUGAGUGUCAAUUUGAAUGGAGCCUCUCUAGGCAGUGGAGACGGACAUGUCAGCCUCCAGGAGAGGCUGGUGUCCAGAGGUCUGUUUCCUAGAGAAGAUGAGAGAGCCAGUGGCCACAGUGGGCUCUGCUGCCCCUCCAAAACCCUGGAAGAUCCUCCUGCUAGGAGCACAGCUGCCUCCCCAAGGCCCUGGAACGUCCCUGGGUCAGAUAAACUGCCUGGUACACUGAGGUCUUGGACCUCCACAGUAAGCAGGUAGAAUGGAUCUGAUUGGUUUGGACUGGAUCACACUGUCUGGCUCCUCAUUUGGUUCAUCAUGGGAUGUUCCUGAAAAUCCUUGUUACCUUCCCUCUCCUUUGUCCUGUUUUUGUCUCCAUCUCCUUCUCAUAUUAUAUGUUUUAUUUGUUUUUACAAGAGGAUUAUUACACCCACCACCUUAAAAACAGAGAAAACUUUCACAGCUAUUGUAACAUAGUGUAUCACCUGAUGGAGACUACACAGGCAUUUCAGACCCUCAGAUUCAACACUUUAUGUUCUGAUGGAAAAUCUGAAUGGAGCUGUGCUUUUGUCAUGUACCUUUAACUGCGCAACCAUAUCUGGAUCACACUGGUUAGUGCAACUUAACCUCCGAUGGAACAAGGAUCUUAGCGGGACAGAGACAUAUGUACAUCACUUUUGCUCCAUUUUCUCUGUGCGGUGGAGAGAAUAAAAACAACAAAUCUGUCAGAUGGAGGCAGUGACACUGAAACUUCUCCUCAAACAUGAGCUCCUGGAGGAUGUGGCAUUGACCCAAGUGACAGCUUGGUUAACCAGACAUAUGUUAGCUCUCACAUGCCUACCAAUAUAACAUAUACUGUAUAUGUAAAGAUGUGAAAAUAUGUACAUUUGGUAAUCUCAAAAAGAUACCUGUUGGUGUUUUUUUGAGACAGUGUUGUAAUUAGAUACAUUGUAAGGAAGAGAAAAAAACACCAGGACGGUAUUUUAGGUUCACUAUUUCCAUGGCCUCGUCUAUAACUACAUAUCAAAGACUGUGCAAGUCACCAAACUCAGACCACUGAGGGAGGCAGUGGUCAUGUGCAUGGAUAUAAAGCACUAUCUCAUUAUACAGGGACUCACAUGUCUUUUAGAGGUAGAACAUAGACAGGAAGUCCUCUGUGGAGCUAACCAGUUGGUAUUCAUGUGAGACACAUUCACAAAAAAACUUUAUUUCAUGAAAUGGAACUUUUGAGGGACUGAAAUCAGUUGGCUUAGUAAGAACUCAUAAUAAUGCUCUGAGUUAUGUAAACCACCAUGCAGUCAUUGUGCAGAAUUAUACGAUGUGUUGUAUUCAUUUAAUGCUCAACAGAAAAUUUUUGUCCGGUCUAUAUUUCCCAUUUCUAUGCCUUUUACUGUGCUAAGUGUACCACAUCACUGUGGGAGAGGGGCAUCGGUGUGGGGAAGAGGAGGCCGAUGGUUAUGAGGUGGGGCAGAGUGCCUUACUCAAACUAAUGCAGAGCUGUUGCAGUUGUGAUUUGUUUUUGGAACUGAAUGCAAAACUGAAUUUAGUGACCAUGCACACAUAUCAGCAAACUGUUGAGUUGUGGAGCCUGCUUCUCUUCAGACUUAACACCAAGCUAUACAUAUAUACAGUUAUCUUGAUGCACUCUUAGCUGUAUAGCUGAACAGUGUCAAUGAUUGCCCUUGUCCCCGAGUGUUAAAAGGGGAUCAAAUGUAGCCUGUAGUAUUACAUCCUCUUCUUUGAGAAUCAUCCGGGAGAGUGAAGCUCUGAGCAUUUAUCAAGACAGGGUUAUUAUCAAAAUGGGUCAUGGCUUCUUUUGUGUUAGAUGAGUCUUAAGUCAGCUUUAUCUGUCCAUUCUGUAGAGAAAACAUGUUUUUAAGUUUGCAUUGUUGCAGGCAGUAACCAACACCCACCAAAUCUGAACCCAAGACUUUAGGUUAUGUGUUAAACAUAAACCCACUGAAACGUUUCAUUCACAAAGUUUUGUCAUGAAGUGAAGGCAUGCUGCUAUUAAACCAACAAACUAUCCUCCUGCAUUAUUCCAUUUUAAAGUAUUCAUUUCUCUGAAGAACACAUUUGCUCUCAUUAAAAAAUAAUCAUCAACCUUGCUUCUUGAGAUUUUAUGUUAUAGAGGACCAGACGAGUUUAAAAUACUGUAAUCGCAGUGCAUUGUGACAACUUGAAUGAAUGCAGCAUGAUGGCACAUCCAAACAGUACUUGUAAUCUGGUGUAGCGGUUUCCUGCUUUCUGCAAGGCAAUGCAUCUAUGGACUGGGACAUUAGAAAGACCUCUUGCAUCAUCAAGACUAAUCUUGACCCUCAGUAAUUUUUCAGUAAAUCAUGUGGUCCUGAUGCCUCUGAGCUCACUUGAAAAGUUGAAUACAGCUGUAGUUCAUGUUAGCGAGGAGCAUGACAACAUGCCGUUAGGCUGUAGAAAUGUGUUUCCUGUGCGUAAAAAUGUCAAAGUUCAGAAAAGGUAAAAGAUUAUGUCAUCCAGCCCUCUGUCUCCGUCCAGGCUGUCCCCCUGCCUGCUGUGAGUGAUUUUGUAUACAGAAACAAAAAACUGCUUUAUUGGAACCUGUGAAAGAUGGCACGUUCAUAAACCCCCAUUGAGAUCAAGUAUAACUGUGUAGUGCUAAUUGUGUACUAUUCACCUUGUACAGCUGUAUUCCUACAAAUAUGGUUUACUGUAUCAUUGAUACUGUAGUUUCAAAGACGUGAACAACUAUUUUUAUGAAAUGCGACAGUACUGAUAUAUUACAUUUUGCUAAAAAACAAAAAACUUGUUUACUGAAAGAUAUUCUGAAAUACUGUCAAAUAAACUCUUGACAUGGUGUAAAAUA
Molecule: messenger RNA, 7540 nt
Organism: Sphaeramia orbicularis (orbiculate cardinalfish)
Lineage: Eukaryota; Metazoa; Chordata; Actinopteri; Kurtiformes; Apogonidae
Gene: magi2b
Product: membrane associated guanylate kinase, WW and PDZ domain containing 2b
Exons: 22
Coding region: 358-4959 (1533 amino acids)
Biological process (GO): signal transduction; receptor clustering
Cellular component (GO): cytoplasm; cell-cell junction; dendrite
Molecular function (GO): type II activin receptor binding; signaling receptor complex adaptor activity; beta-1 adrenergic receptor binding
Source: RefSeq, a predicted model, not a curated record